UGUCGUGGUCCUUCAUCCCCUUUUUUCCACACGAUUGAACCUAUCCGCGUCGCCGGUUAGGGAAAAUUCUCAGGCGCAAUGGGUCAGAAGAAAUCCACCAAGAAGUUCGAGAAGAAACACCUGAAGGACGUUCUCGAACGCCGCAAUGCCUUUGCCAAGGUCAAACAGCGCAACCACCUUAAGGACAAGCGUAAGGCCGAAAAUGCCAAAAGCCGUGCGGGACGUGAGGGAGAUGCAGAGGAGAACUCUGAGCAGGCCGAAAAGCAGAAUGCCUUUGCCGAAAUGAACGUCGACGAUUUCUUUGCGGGCGGGUUCGAUAUCGCCGAUUCGGCCGCGGACUUGAGCAAGAAGGCUCGGAAGAAGGAUGUCACACCCAAGAUUGGCAAGCGCAAGCGCUCCGAGGAACAGAAGGACGACGACGAGGCUUCUGCCGCCUCCAGCGCUGAGGAGGACGGUGCUAGCGAUGACGACGAUGCCAGCGACGCCGAUGCGUUCGAAGCACACAAGGACCAGCUUGAGGCGCUGAAGGAGAAGGAUCCCGAAUUUUACAAGUAUCUUAAGGAGAACGACUCCGAGCUGCUCGAUUUCGGUGACCACGGUGACCUCGCAGAAGUAGACGAGCUGAGCGAGGGAGAGGAGCAGGAGGAGGGACCGGCGAAGAAGAAGAAAAAGAAGGCCGCCAAGGAGGAAGAGGAGGAGACGACGGCAGACAACCUCACCAUUGCUAUGGUGAAGAAAUGGCAAAAGUUGAUGGAAGAGCAGCACUCGAUCCGCGCGAUGCGCCAGACCGUCCUUGCUUUCCGCGCCGCCGCCCACAUCAACGACGCGGACGACGAGCAGAAGUACUCGAUCUCAGACCCCGAUGUGUACCACCAGGUCCUUGUUACAGCCCUCGGAUACGUCCCUCGCGUUCUUAACCACCAUCUCCCCGUCAAGGAGUCCGCUUCCGGCAAGGUCAAGGUGUCGCUGGAUUCGAAGAAGUUCAAGACCCUCACACCACUCAUCAAGUCCCACACAUCGUCGGUCCACGAGCUGCUCACCAACCUGUCCGACGAGCAGACCCUGAAGCUUACCCUCUCCUCCAUCGAGCCCAUGCUUCCCUACCUCCUCCAGUUCAGAAAGCUGCUCAAGGUCCUUAUCAAGACCGUCGUCGGUAUCUGGGCCGAUGUCGCUACCACCGAAGUCACCCGUAUCACCGCCUUCCUUCUCCUCCGACGCCUGAUGGUCAUCGGCGACGCCGGCCUGAAAGAGACCGUUCUCAAAGCCUCCUACGAGGGUGUCGUCAAGGGUAGCCGGAACACCACCGUCCACACCCUUCCCGGCGUGAACCUGAUGAAGAACUCCGCCGCCGAACUCUGGGGCGUCGACCAGAACGUCUCCUACACGACCGGAUUCAACUUCAUCCGCCAGCUUGCCAUGCACCUUCGGAGCAGCAUCACCAACACUUCCAAGGAAUCCUACAAGACCGUCUACAACUGGCAAUACGUGCACUCUCUGGACUUCUGGUCCCGCGUCCUCUCCCAACACUGCGACGGCCUCGUCGAAGCCAAGGCAGGCAAACAAUCCGCCAUGCGCCCCCUCAUCUACCCCGUCGUGCAAAUCACCAUCGGCGCAAUGCGCCUCAUCCCCACCGCCCAGUACUUCCCCCUGCGCUUCCAGCUCACCCGCUCCCUCCUCCGCCUCUCCCGCGCCACAGGCACCUACAUCCCCUUGGCAUCCAUCCUGGUCGAAGUCCUCAACCUGGCCGAGAUGCGCAAGCCCCCUAAAUCCAGCACAUUGAAGCAACUCGACUUCAACACGACGAUCCGCGCCCCUAAAUCCUACCUCCGCUCCCGGGUCUACCAAGACGGUGUCGGCGAACAAGUCGCCGAGCUCCUCUCCGAGUUCUUCGUCCUGUGGACCAAACACAUCGCCUUCCCCGAACUCUCCGUCCCCAUCGUCGUCUCCCUGAAGCGCUGGCUCAAGCAAGUCAGCGCCCGCUCCGGCGGCAACAAGAACAUCAAGAUUAACCAGAUGAUUCUCCUCCUGGUGCAGAAGGUCGAGGCCAACGCCCGCUGGAUCGAAGAACGCCGCUUAAGCGUUUCUUAUACGCCGCGUAAUCGCGCCGAGGUCGACACCUUCCUUAAGGACAUCGACUGGGAGUCAACUCCAUUGGGCGCCUUCGUCAAGUCCCAGCGGAAGUUGCGCGAGGAGAAGGCCGCUCUUCUGGAGCAGAGCAGACGCGAGGACGAGAAGCGCAGAGCAGAGGAGAAGGAGGACACCGUUAUGGAUGAUGUGAUUAGUGAGAACGAUGACAGUGAUGAGGAUGACGAGGAAGAGGAAGUCGAGGGUUCCGAAGAUGACAGCGAAGGUGGUGAGGACGAAGAAGAGGAAGAGGAAGAGGAAGAGGAAGACGAGGACGAGCUUGAGUUCGAAGAAGAGGAGGAUUAAGCUGUCCUAUGUAAUACUUCUUUCUUUUUUCUCGUGUUAUUACGUUACGUUACUUGAUAUCAGUUGUAGCUUAUCUGGGAUACGCCUUAUCUUGUUUUGUUGGUGUCAAUAAAAAAGUUAAAAUUGGUAUGAUGUCUUGUAUAAAACUGUAUGUAGUCUCUAACAGAACC
Messenger RNA from Aspergillus sclerotioniger CBS 115572, 2600 nucleotides. Its product is annotated as mRNA-binding ribosome synthesis protein NOC2. Lineage: Eukaryota; Fungi; Ascomycota; Eurotiomycetes; Eurotiales; Aspergillaceae. The transcript has a single exon. Gene Ontology annotation, biological process: ribosomal large subunit biogenesis. Bases 79 to 2430 code for a protein of 783 amino acids. The record is from RefSeq and is a predicted model, not a curated record. Gene Ontology annotation, cellular component: nucleoplasm; Noc2p-Noc3p complex; nucleolus.